Molecule: messenger RNA, 1428 nt
Organism: Carica papaya (papaya)
Lineage: Eukaryota; Viridiplantae; Streptophyta; Magnoliopsida; Brassicales; Caricaceae
Source: RefSeq, a predicted model, not a curated record
AUGGCGCCCUGCGGUCCGAUUGAUAAUACUUCCAAGUUGGUAGACGAAGACAUUGUUCUGAUUCUUUCUCGAUUACCCUUCAACGAGGCUGCGAGAACCUCCGUCUUGGCCCACAGAUGGCGUCAUAUCUGGCGCAGAACCAGGAGUGUGGAGCUCUUGGAGAGGUUCUUCGUGAAGCCUGGUGACUCUGAGGAGAUCAAGGAGAAUAAAAGAAAGGAGUUCAUGGAGUUUGUUCGUCAAUGGAUUAACGAUUCUGAUCGUGAAUCCGAGAUAGAUAAGUUCUCUUUCUCACUCUCCAAUCCUAAACCAUUUCAGGACGACUUAUACGCCAUUUUAUCAUUUCCUUCUUCUAGAAAUGUCAAAGAGUUAUCCCUCGAUUUCUCUGACCCUUCAUGGAAACAAGACGAUCCUGAAAAAACCCACAAGGCGAUUUGUAACAUACCAGGUCCGGUUUACAGAAACCAUGAUCUUCAAUCCAUGAAGCUUUACUCCUGCGGUUUUAUGGAUCAGUGGUUCGGUAAUUUUGGGUCGUUAAAGGAGCUUUCUUUAGGAUGGAUUGAACUUGAAUCGGCUUCCAUGAAAGCUGUGAUGGAGAAGUGUCCAUUGCUGUUGAGUUUGAGUUUGGAGAGGUGUUGGAAUAGAGGGGAAGGCAUGGAGAUUAGAGGGAGGAAUUUGAAGUUAAGGAAGUUGAGGAUUGAGAAUUGUGGAUACGAGUGGUGGUGCUUUGAUUCCCCGAAUCUGAAAGAGUUUAAGUACAGUGGGAGACUUGGUAUUUUACAUUUUGACAAUGUGCGAACUCCGGUGGAGAAUGUUGAACUUGAUUUUGGAGUGGAGAAAGAGUUUCAACAAGUUGGUGAUUAUCUGCAGAUGCUUCUUCAUGAGCUCACUUCUGCUAGGGUUUUGACUGUUUGCACUUACGUCCUUCAGGUUAUACCAAGUGGAAUACAAUCAUUAGGUAUACAUGGACGUUCUCUAGAGGUAAAACAUUUAAUUUUGAAAAUCCAAUUGCAUUCAUAUGAGUUUUGGGGAAUCAAGUUCAUGCUAAAUAGCUGUCCGAAGUUACAAACCAUCACCUUUGACUUAGCUCCUGGAAGUGGAACAAUCCUAUCUGGCUAUGUACCUCCAUUUGAGUUAAGGGCAAAUGAUUUUUGGAUAAAAAACACAACUACUCACAAGUGCUUAACAAAUAGGUUGAAAGUCGUGGUAUUUAAAGGGUUUAAGGGGAGCUGGAAUGAAAUCCUUCUUCUUCGAUAUUUUCUGAAUUUUGGACAAGUACUGGAGCGUCUUGCUUUAUAUUCUGAAGAUAGAUUGAAUGAAGAUGAGAAGAAAACUAUAAUGGAGAAAGCUAAAGACAUAAAGAACACCAUCAAAGCUUCACCUUUAGUGCAGAUUAUACUCUAUAUUGAUGGUAUAUCUACUAAUAUAUAA